Molecule: messenger RNA, 8147 nt
Organism: Lytechinus variegatus (green sea urchin)
Lineage: Eukaryota; Metazoa; Echinodermata; Echinoidea; Temnopleuroida; Toxopneustidae
Product: glutaredoxin domain-containing cysteine-rich protein 1-like
Exons: 4
Coding region: 224-1243 (339 amino acids)
Biological process (GO): sensory perception of sound
Source: RefSeq, a predicted model, not a curated record
GCGCAAUCAUCCGAAUCUUGGCGUUCGAUAACACACCGAGCAUUUAUCUGUUGUUGGACGCCAACUGCCAUUCGCUAGCACACACAUUCGUCGUGGCGUCUCCGUACGAGAGUGCAUUGUAUAUUUCCAUGGUGUGUGAAACGGCAUAACUAUUGUGGAUGUAACAAGUGUUUUUUAACUUGUUGAAUCGCUGUUUUCUAUCUGUUCGAAUAUUUUCAUCGCGAUGGCAUCGCCUUCAACACCCAGAGGCAGAGGAUCAAAGAAAUUAAUACCAAUCAGCGAAUCAGGAUUAUAUCACACUGAAGAUCAAGAAGAUUUGGACUCUUAUUUCCAGCAGAUGAGAGUGUCUUCGGACGAACCCAGUUCACCAUCUUCUAUGUCCACAUCUUCAUCGUCUUCGAUAGAUCAUUUCUGUCGUGGUUUUCCUAUGCAGCUGCAUGUACCAGAGGCAUUUGCCGCGCAUGAGAAGAAGUCCAGAAACACUGCCAUCAACACCAACAACAGCCGUGAGAAUAACAACGUCAAUCAGAUCCCCCAGAUGCAAUUUUAUGUGAACGAGAACCUCAACCCGCCUCCGAAAACGGAAGAGGAUGAGAACAGGACUCUGAGGUUCGUCGGUCGCCGAGGACUGGCCAGGGGUGACGGUGACGACAUCAAGAGCGUCAAGGGAACCGUGAGGGGUGUCAAAAACAGGGUUCGGGCCGGCAUUGCCAACUUUGAGUUUAAACCGCUGGAUAAUAAUAAGAAAUCAAAUGUCGUCAACUCCGCUGACGAGGUCGGUAGGAUAAUCGUUUACACGACCAGCGUCAGGAUCGUCCGACAGACAUUCGACGACUGCCAGUACGUACGGAAACUCUUCCAGAAUCACAGGGUUUUAUUCGAGGAGCGGGAUCUCUUCAUGAACGCAAAACAUCAGAAGGAGCUUGAAGAGAGGCUAGGUACCACCACAGACAUCAACUUGCCUAUCUGUUUCAUAGAUGGAGAAUUGGUUGGGGAUCUCAGAAAGCUAGAAGAACUCAAUGAAUCUGGAGAAUUGAGGAGAAUUUUACAAAGAUUUGAGAAGCACAACCCCAUGAUUAGCUGUAAAGGAUGCGGCGGCCAUCGCUAUAUUCCCUGUACGUUUUGCAACGGGAGCAAGAAGUCGUUAUUACGUAACAACUGGACGGAUACCUUCAUAGCGCUCAAAUGUUCGUAUUGUGACGAAAAUGGGUUACGGAAGUGCCCCGAAUGCCACAAGCGGUAGAGUAACUGCUUAUACCCUAUUUCUAAUUAUUUACUUAAUUCAAUUUAUUGCAAGAUUAAAGCCAUAUACUAGGACCUGCGUAACCGACUCCAACCCGACCAAAGUUAUUAUUUGAUAUCGGUUACCGGGUUUGGAAUCGGUGUCGUUGAUGUGACUGUAUAAUUUUGUGUGCGUAUAAGAUAACAAAAUUAGCCAAGAUUUCUAUCAUAAUAUUAUAGUAUUUGUAAAGAAUUUCAGAUUUUGAAUGUAUAUUUUGUAGCCACGAAGGAGGACAUAAUAGAACCAAAUUCUUUACUCUUUGAAAUAUUUUUUUUUAGUUAUUACAAUUUUUGACAAACUUUCUAUGAUAGAAGAUGCUAUUGAAAAUUACUGUGCAACUGUCUGCUAGGAUUUUUUUUACAACAAACUCAAUUGAUCAUUAUCGUAUAAAAAGAGGUUUUUACAAUAAUUAUGAUGUUCUCAAAUUAAGAGAAAUGUUUUCUCUUCUGCACAUACCCGGCACAUUAUAUAUAUUCUAUAUAUAUCAUUCUACUUCUGAACUGAAAGUUUAAUAACUAUUUUUUUAAGAUAAGAAAUGUUAUCAUUAUUUCAGCGAACGUUCCACAGAGGGCCUUUAUUAUUGUAAAUAGCACACAACACUAUUUUCUAAUUUAUGCAUCUUGAAUGUACAUAAAUGAAAAGCUUAAUAUUUUUGUUUGUUUCUGUGCAGUAAAAUAUGCAAUCCGUGUUAUGGUCUUGACUGUCAUGCAAAGUUUAUAUUUUUCUUCAAAUAUAUGGAUGAUUUUUCUGCAGUUGAUUGUAUUUUAUCAUUCUAAAAAUAGAUGUAUAAGUAUAAUUAUAUAAUAUAUAUUUAUAUGCCGGAUAGAUAAUUACUGUGAUGCAAAAAGUAAGAAUGACGGUGAAUAAAAAAUAUUUAUUUUGGGCUCAUUUAUUGGCUAUUUUUCUCGCAUGUAUUCAUUGUGGCCUGAACAGAAUUGGAUCGAUCUCAAAUAUUGAUAAAAAAUGGAUAUCAUAAUUUUGCCCCUUCUUGCAUUAUUAUCGGCCUCAAUCAUGUUGAUGUCUAUGAUUUAAGUUUUAUGAUCAACCUGUUCUUUAUUCACCGUCUUUCUAUAUUGUAACCAGAUAAUAACCUUCUAUGGACUCAGUCUUUCACUCAGAGCCGUAUAUGCCUAUACCAUGUGUACAAAAACAAAAGGAAAAAUAUAAUCUUUCCUUGUUGAUUAUCGAUGCAUGACUGAAUAACUGCAUAUUACCCAGGUUCAUGUUUUCAUUACACCUCAUACUCCAGUAAAAUUUAUUUUCUUGGAAUCUUGCUGAACUUCAUAAGUUUUAAGUCUCUUUGGUAUUCUUGUUGCGGAACCUAUUCAACUUUUAGAGAAAAAAAAUCAAAAUGCACCCAAAUAUAGGGACUUUUGGGAGCGGUAUAUGGUUGAUGCAUGACUGUGUUCAUCUUUACUAUGAAUAUUACCUCAAUUAAAACAAUAUUGAAAUUCAUGAUUCGAGUCGCGUCUGGCAAAAAAUAAAUAAAUGGAAGCCUCGGAGCAGUACAGUCAUUACUUUACCAAUGCGACAUCGUGCAAAAAACGCGCAGUUUCUGCUGGCUGAGUAUUGAAGACGGUUAAUACCUUGUUUAUGGGGCGCCAAAAAGUAAAGGGUUUGCAGUUUUCUCUUAUGUAGUUUAACAUUAUUUCGUUUACGGGAUAUACAUUUUAUCAAUAUAAAUGAUGAAUGCUCUAAAUAGGGGUAAUUUUGUAAAGAUCUGUCCCCACGGGGAGGUAAACACUGCAAGGCAACAAUGAGAAUAAUGUUAGCUAUCUUUCAGUUUGCUGAAAUGUGAGUGCCUUUUUUUCAGUUGAGAUUCAGUCGACCUUGUCUAAUGCUCAUAAACAUUAUGUAAUUAAAAUAUAUAAAAACUGCAAACAAGAGACAUUCUAUUAGCAAUGCAUCGAUGACUAAUCAUAUAUUAAUGCAGUCUUCUCAAAAUUAAAUUUAUCAAUAUUUGCUACGAGACAGCUAUACUUUCAGGGUUAAUUUUUAAAGUGAAAGAAGUUAAUGUGAUCUAUAGUUUAUUAUAGUAAUAUUACUGAACAUGAUAUUUGGAAAUGUAGAUCCUUUCUUGGGGUAAAUGAAUAGAUCUCUCUACUCUUAACAGGCCUAGCGAUCCAAUAGUGGUUAAGAUUAUUCAACAUUUUUGUAAUGCAUUGUAAUUCUGCUUUUGUACAGGUUGUAAAAUGCAACAUUAAAAUCCACAUUUGGUUUACAUGCAGGUUUAAACCAAAAUAAUAAUGUCAAUACAUAAAAUGUAUUUAAAAAGACGUUGUUCAAGAUUCUAAGCACGUUGUUUUAGAUCGUCUUUCUCUAUUGUUUAAACUUCUCUCAGAGUUUUCGUUACAGUGAAGGAAUUAACCAACGUGCUUAAAAUUUUAAACAGCAUUUUUACGGUGUAUAGGAAGGUGCAUACUCUUAUUUAUUUCAAUAAUUUUGUAAAUAUAUAGAAAUAAGAGAAUCGUUUAAAGGAACACCUUGCCAAACUUUAUUGUAGUUAUACAUCUUGCAAUCAAUUGCAUACUUGGUUUACAGGUAUAUGAUUUUUUUUAUAUAAGAUAUGAUGUAAGUAAACACUAGUGUUUUUUUAUGUGUUUGGUUAAGCAAUUGAAUAAUUGUACCUAAGUUCAUAUUUUUCCCUAGAUGUGUGAUGUUGACACGGUCAUACAUAUUGUACACGCUGCAGCUCCAAUAUUGAAACAGUGUCAAAGGAGGGGUUACACUGUAAUAUGUUGUUUAAAUUUUAAGCACGUUGUUUAAGCUUGUCACUCUAACAACGGAUUGUUUAAAUUUCUAAAAUAUUUUAACAACUUUUUAAACAAAUUUGUUUAAAGUUUUAACAACCUGUUUGAGACUUUAUAAACAAUAUAUUAGAUUUACGGGCUUAAACAAUGUGCUUAAAAUCUAAACAAGGUUUUUACAGUGCAUAACUUGUAAGUUAAGUGCAUAAGUUGUAACUAGCCGGCAAACUUCUUUUUAGGUACGAGUAAAACGCAAUGUCAUUUUGAUUAAAUAAGCUAAGGAACUUCAACGGGAUUGCUCUAUCGUGGUGUUAUUUACACCUUAAAACUGUGAUGUCAAUCAGUGAGGGAUCAUAUCAGUUAUUCUACACCGAUGUUAGCUCAACACCCGGUGAUGUAGGCCUAGUUACAACACCUUUGGCAGAUAUAUAUACUUUUGGUGUUAUGUUCAAAAUUUUGGUGUAACACCUUGGGGUAUGGCUCCGACUAUUUUCUAGUCUUAUUUUACGAGAACAGAGUUAUUUCUGACUAGAAUAUUAUUCAGAAGUGUGACUAGACAUAUCAGCUACACCCAGCUGACUUCUGGUAAAUUUGACCGAGUCGUUUUAAGGGUGUAGGAGUAAGUGUAAGUUAAGAUUUAUACGUCAUCGGUCAUGUUGUCCAAGAUUAUGGUGAUCCUCAUAAACAUCUUGAUCCUUUGUCCUGCUGAUUGACUUACUGAGUGGCUUUGACCAACUUCGACAUGGACCAUGCCACUCUUUGAAAAGGAUGAAGCCAAGUGCCAAGUAAUUACUGUCAUGGGCACCUCUGCUUGAGCUAUUUGGAAGGUAAAUAAAUACAUUGAAAGACAAUAGCGGUAUUGAGACCAGAUAACAAGGCGAAACACAAUGCCUUAAAUGGACCUUAGCAAGUUCUUGAUAAAAGGACCCCUUUGAACUUACUUUGAUUAGGGCAGGCCAAUAUGGAACGUUGAUUUCCUAGUAUAAUAGGAGUAUUGAGCAGGAAGAGUUUUAAUUCGCUUCCGCAUGUAUUGAUUUAACACCCCUCUUGCUCUCAAAAGAAGCGAUAUUAACCCUCAAUCGGCCCUCAAUAUUAAUCCCUAAGUGACAGAUGUGUAAAAGCUUUCAAAACGAAUGAUUCCUUAUAACAUUUGAACUUGAAUGACAUACAUCAAUCAUCAAGCUCUCACCAGAUCUAAAAAAAAUCAUGACCAUGAACAUUAUGAUUAUAUUCCUUAUUCAAGUUAGCCAUAUCUACUGACAAUAAACAUCACUUUGCAUCAUUUUUAUCAAACUUUAUACAAAUGCACAUAGCACUUUAAUUCACCUGUUAAACAGUCAUCAAACAAACCAGCCCUUAGAUAUGUUACCAAAAAAGUUAAAGAUGGAAUAUGUGUAAUUAUUGGUCUAAAAUUAAAGGUCAAACAAGACUUCUUGGCAACGCUUGAGAUGUGCUUGAGACAUUAAAGUUCAUUUCUCAAGGAUUUAUUCUUUUUCUUCAAGAUUUCGUAAAAAAGGAUCCACAAACUCCAAAACUGCACACAUCCGUGUGUACUGGACAUGCAGUCAUCAGUUUUUGCACUCUUUAAAUAAUCCAUCCUUUCUUGUUUUAUAUCAGCCAAAUUAUAUAUGACGUAAACAAGUAGGAAUUCGGGAAAAUCCCUCCCCUUCCUCUCAGAGAUCAUAUUUACCCAAUAUGUGUAUUCAGAAAAUAAAGACAUAGAGAAAAUAUUGGAUUUUAAUAACCUAGUCAUGUUUCGAAGGGGGGGGGGGUUAGUUUUGAAAUCCUCUAAUUAACCAAAUCAAAUAUUUUUCUAUCAUAUAUGAAAUUAUUUAAGUGUUUGAACUCGUUACUCAUCGUACAUCAAAAAUAAAUAUUGUGAAAGCCAUUCAACGUGUUUUUUUUUUCAAUAUUGAUCUUGUAAAUGAGAUAGUCUUUAAUUCUCUGUUUAUCUGGGGAAUUUUAUGAUUUCAACUCUUGUUAUGACUGGUAAUCAGUAUCAUCUAAAUUUAUUUGUUCAUGUCCACAAUAGUAAUCGGGUUAUAAACUUAAAAAAUCAAGAGGAGAGCGACAGAAAGAGAUAAAAGAGGAGAGAGGGGGCCUGGCCAAGUAUAAUUUUCCAGUGUAUUUGACAAACAAUUCGAUAGAUCGAUCAUCUAUGACUGUGUUUAUCACGAUCUCGCGAUAUCAUAUACCAGAUUUGAACUCCUGAGGAGGAAUUUCGAACCAGGAAGUGACUACAUGAAAAAUAAAUCCAUGGUGACUCGACAGAGUUAAAACCGACUUGAAAUGAACGAAUGCUGAAGUUUAUUUGCAAAAGUGAGAAUUUUAGUGUUAAGGUGGUACACAAAUCGGAGUCUUUGUACAUUUCUAAUGUGUUUUUCAAUAUACCACGCUGGUUUCUCAAAUUGAAACAAAGGUGCACAAAUAACGUUGGGAAAUUAAGCAUACUAAUGUUUUGAAAUUGAAGUUCUUUGUUCGACACGUAAUGUGUUUUCGAAAAUAGAAUGUUGAGAAAAGUACACCCAUGAAAAUUAUGAGGUUUCUGAUUAUUAUUAUGAGUGAAAAACAUCGCAUGUAUUUGCCCAAUUAUGUAAAUCCUGAUUAAAGAAUGAUGUUAUCAAUAAUCAAAACGUCAAAUUAUCAAGUUGCUUUCAAGGGGAACUGGCUAUUGCGCAAUGUGUGCGAUUCUAACAAUGAUACAAAACAUUAUAUUCCAUUGUUUAACGUGAGACGUUUAACAUAAGUCAACAUUAUGAAAUAAGAUUUAACCAUACUCGCAGUCUGUAUUUCGUAUAUUUCAAUUUUUAUUUAUAUGGUUAUUUAAACAGCAAUUGAUGGUUUGUUCAAAAUUAAUUUUAUGAUUUUAAAUGAUAAAAAGUCUGUUUUCAGUGGUUUAAACUGGAUGUAUGUACUAUAAAAGAUAUCCAUGAUCGUAACCAAUAGUAUAUUAUUCAGUAUUUAACAAUGUUUCAUUUGGUAUUCAGUACAUAAAUAUUACAGCUCUAAUUUUAAUAUUUAAUUAACUUAUAAGCAACACUUCAUAUCCUCGUGAAAUAACAAAGACAUGUGGGCGUCACCUUUAUGGAUGACUCAUUUCUAAUGUAAAAACAGAAAUACCUCAGUCUGAAAUUUACUUUGUUCAUCUGAUGUAUUCUGUUAACGCUAAACUUGUCUAAGAAUAUGUUAAAAUCCUGGAUUCGGUUCUUCUUCUUUGAAUGUUCGUCUGUACCCCCCCCCCCCACUCCAGGGCGGCGCACUAAUACAACAAAAGAAGGGAGGGAGGUUGGAAAAUAAGAUAGACGAAACAAAAUUAUUAAAGGAUAUUUCUGGACAGUGUAACUCUGUAAUUAGAUGUAGAAAAAAACAUUACCAUUGGGUGGUAAUUGCCCCCAUUAAAAUAUGAUUAGCAAAUCCUACCCCCCCCCCUGUGAUUGAACAGCGUGCGUAUUAUAUUCCAUUGUCAUCAAUGUUGAAUCGGGGAAUGUUGAGUCUUUAAAAGAGGAUUUUUCUUUGCAUCUAUUCAAAUCUCUUAUUAAAUACCGUUUCCUUUAUUUUCACGCCGUUGUUAGUGAAUAGUCCAACCAUUCAAACAAACAAAAAAAUCGAACCAGGAAAUGAUUGGGGUUAAAAAAAAUAUAGAAAUAAGAAACACGGGUGAGAAACUUUAUGGCAGGUGUAUGAGUGUAAACACGUCUGAUAUUCAAUAUGAUAUUAUCUUUGCAAACAUAUAUGAUGGGAUAACCAGGAGCUUUGAUAAAAGGGGAAAACAUAAUCCUUAUUUCUACCGAAAAAAAGAUGAAUAGAUGAACUUCUACGUUAUGUAAAGUAUAUGCUUAGAAUUGCCCCUCUCUUUCCACAGUGGAGGGGAGGGGCGUUAUAUCAAUAAUUCCAUUUUUGCAAGGAGGGAUUGAGAAAGUUGGCAAUGUGUCGUGGGAUGGAUGUAAAAUCUUACCCCCAUAGAGUAAUGUUACUUUUAUCUGCAACUAAACUUAAUUGCAUUCAAUAGUCUCUGCAUCUUCAUUCUAGAUAAAGUAAUGUUUUCAUUUUCUUAAGAAAAUAAGUGUCGUGUGUUACACGUAAAGGGUUGCCGAAAUGUAAAAUAUUGUAUAAGCUAA